Molecule: messenger RNA, 1560 nt
Organism: Prorocentrum cordatum
Lineage: Eukaryota; Dinophyceae; Prorocentrales; Prorocentraceae
Source: the annotation of a GenBank genome assembly
AUGGCGGAGGGCCUCCCGCCAUGCUCCUGCGGGAGGGUGGCAGGCCCGGGAGGCCUCCCCAGCUGCUCCCGGUUCGAGCGCUGGGUGCGCUGCGCCAGCGUCGAGGCGAUCGCGCAGCGCGGCCGCUACGAGCAGCUCCUCCUGGCCGCCCAGCACAACUCGCCCCACCUGCCCGCCGACAAGGAGCGGCAGCUCCUGCUCGACGUGGACCGCACCUGUACGCAGAUGGGGUUCUUCGCCGAGGGCAGCGACGGCCGCAGGCGCCUGGAGAACGUCCUGCGCGCGUGGGUGGUCUACGACGCGGAGGAGGCCGCCGCCACGGCCGCCGCGGAGAGCCGCGCGCGGCUUGGGCCGGGCGUCACGGCCGCGCCGGUGGGCUACGUGCAGGGGAUGAACUUCAUAGCCACCGCGCUGUUGUGGCACGCUGCGCGGGACGAGGGGCCGCUGCUCUCCCCGUGCUCCGAGCACAGCGGACGGGAACGGAACGACGGAAAAGGCGCGAACUCCGAGGCUGGCUGGAUACAGAACGGCGUCGAGGACGCCUGGAAACGCCUGAUAGCGAAAGCGAUCCGCAUCGGUCGCUUGACAGGAUACUGGCGCCAGCUCGGAGCCUACGUGAACUACGUGAAGAACAGGGAAGAGAGGAACGUCUGGGUCAGAGAUAUGGCGCCCAACCAAGGCCUUCAGAACGAAGAGUCAAAGUUCAGCGAGUGGUUGCAGAAGCUCAAUAGUUAUGUGCUCAGUGUGUUCGAGGUGAACUCCCGACUGGUGAUCCAGUGGGCCGUGGGCCAGGCUAACGAUUCCCUGGCUUUCUCCACCGCGUCGGCGGUUGCGCAGUUCAUAGACGACGGAGAUGGCGGCGAGGAAGUUGACGCAAGGGAAUUCGUGAAGUGGGAGGAGCUGAUCAGGCGCUGCGAGAGGUCAGAGGCUUCCUGGAGACUCGGCAAGCCCGCGGAGCCCUCGGUCGAGCCCAGGGGGGUCGGCGGGUGCAACCAGUCGGUUGCCGCGCUGAGCUCCGACGCAUUUGGGCGCGUCCUCGGCCAAAGCUGGGCGGGGGUGAAGGGCGCGAAGCACUGCCGCAGGAGCAUCGUUAUGACCUGCGACACGGGCAUCGUGGAGGGCGUGGGCGGCGUUGGCGUCGAUGGAAUGCCGGAGUGCGGCGAGCGCGUAUUCCUGGAGGGCAGGCGCGCGAACGUCGGGGGGCCGCUCCGGUCUGACUCGGCUAUUGGCACCGAGGGCCACUUCACUUGGAUCGGCGCCUUCGGUGACUACAUCAUCCACCAGAUGAUUGACCAGUGCGUGGCCGAAGAGAACAGGGGCUUCGCGCCGCUGCGCCUGCAGGGCGGUGUCUACAAGAUGGACGUGAUGAUGGGCGUCCCGAGGCCGGCUGCUUCAUCGGGGUCAGCAGCGGUCGACCUCUGCCCCUGGCGCCGGCGAGCGCGGGCCCUCGUCGGCGGGCAACGGCUCCGUGGGAAGCGCGGGCGCCUCGCAAAUGCCGGGCUCGCCGCCGCCGGGGCCGACCGCGAGGCCGACGGCGCGUGGCGAAGACUACGAUGGUAG